This is a messenger RNA of Vicia villosa (hairy vetch), 1858 nucleotides long. RefSeq names its product glycine-rich cell wall structural protein-like. The record is from RefSeq and is a predicted model, not a curated record. The coding region runs from base 336 to 1652 and encodes 438 amino acids. The transcript has 2 exons. Lineage: Eukaryota; Viridiplantae; Streptophyta; Magnoliopsida; Fabales; Fabaceae.
GAAAACUAAUAGCACCGAGGCACCGACAUUGAAGUUACAUUUCUCUAACAAUUAUGGCUUAUUUUGAGAUACAAGUUUGGUAAAUGAAAGAAAGAAGUUUCGUCGUGAUGAGAGGUGCAACGAACGCUGUGAAUAAUUGUGGAAAAACAGUGUGCAUGCAUUAAAUGCGACGAGCUACUAUUGUUAGUAGUUGAAAACAUUUAAAGAGUUAGAGGGACCAGUAUAGUAGAACAUAUAUCCUUCCUGGGGUUAUAAAAGCCUCUCAUCAUGAUAGCUUCUAUGUACUACACCAACCAUAGGAGUAAAGAGAGUGUGAGUGAUUUGAUAUAGUAAAGAUGUUACUAGGGAACAAGAAAGCAGCUUUAUUGUUAUUGCUUUGUGCGCAUGUUUUUGUGGCUGAUAUUGUGGUCGCAAGGAAUGUAGCAAGUGUAAACAAUGAAGAGGAGAAGAACCUUUUAGGAUUUGGUAAGGGAGGUGGAUUUGGAGUUGGAUUUGGUGGAGGCGGAGGAGCUGGUGGAGGUGGUGGGUUUGGAGCUGGAGGAGGAGGAGGACUUGGAGGUGGUGCGGGUGGUGGAGGAGGGUUUGGAGGUGGUGCAGGUGGGGGCGGUGGACUUGGAGGUGGAGGAGGGUUUGGUGGAGGUGCUGGUGGAGGGCAUGGAGUUGGAGGUGGGAUUGGUAAAGGAGGAGGAAUUGGUGGUGGGAUAGGAAAAGGUGGAGGACUUGGUGGGGGUGGUGGCUUUGGAAAAGGUGGAGGCUUAGGAGGUGGAAUAGGUAAAGGUGGAGGACUUGGAGGUGGUCAUGGUGGAGGAUUAGGAGGUGGUGGUGGCUUUGGAAAAGGUGGAGGACUUGGAGGUGGUCAUGGUGGAGGAUUAGGAGGUGGUCAUGGUGGAGGUGCAGGUGGGGGUUUUGGAAAGGGUGGUGGUAUUGGAGGUGGCAUUGGCAAGGGUGGAGGUCUUGGUGGAGGAGGAGGCUUUGGAAAAGGUGGUGGCAUUGGAGGUGGAAUUGGCAAAGGUGGAGGUCUUGGUGGUGGAGGAGGUUUUGGAAAAGGUGGUGGUGUAGGAGGUGGGAUUGGCAAAGGUGGAGGUCUUGGUGGUGGUGGAGGCUUUGGAAAAGGUGGUGGUGUAGGAGGUGGAAUUGGCAAAGGUGGAGGUCUUGGAGGAGGUGGUGGUGUAGGAGGUGGAAUUGGCAAAGGUGGAGGUCUUGGAGGCGGUGGAGGCUUUGGAAAAGGUGGCGGAGUUGGAGGUGGAAUUGGCAAAGGUGGAGGUUUAGGUGGUGGUUCCGGUGGAGGUGGCGGUUUAGGUGGUGGCGUUGGAGGUGGUUCUGGCACCGGUGUUGGUGGCGGAAUUGGGAAAGGUGGAGGUUUAGGUGGAGGUGUUGGCGGUGGUUCAGGAGGAGGUUUAGGUGGUGGUGUUGGAGGCGGUUCUGGUGGUGGCAUUGGAGGAGGAUUCGGUAAAGGUGGUGGUUUCGGCGGUGGUGCUGGUGGAGGUUCUGGCGGUGGUAUUGGUGGAGGAUUUGGCAAAGGUGGUGGUUUUGGAGGAGGUGUUGGCGGAGGAGCAGGAGGUGGUUUCGGUGGAGGGGCUGGUGGUGGAUUCGGUGGUGGUGGUGGCGGAGGAGGAGGCGGAGGCGGUGGAAUUGGACAGUUGCACCACUGAGCAUCACUAUUAUCGUUCAUGUUGCAUGCGAUAUAGACAGACUACAUCAUUUUAUUGAGCUUCUAUUGUUUCUGCAUUAGACAUUUACAUCAAAAACUUGCAAGAGUGAAGUUAAAAAUAUUAUUAUGCUUAUCAUAUUAAUGUAUGAAAUUUUCUGUAAGAACGUUGUAUGAAAGAAUCAAAUAUAUGGUUUUACUUUUCUUUUA